AAAUAUGAGGACGAUGGUCAUAUUUAUUAAAAAAAAAAUUUCCAAGUUUAAUUCAAAUUAAUAACGUCAAAAAGAAUUAAAGUAGAGAUUGCUUCAUUUGAUCGACGGAGAGGAGAGGGCGGCGCGUUUUGUGAUAUGAAGAGCAGUAUAUCGUACUUCAAAUUACAGCUUUGAAUUGAAAAUCCAAUCAUUCUCUCCUACUUUCGUUUGCUUUUUAUUGAUUUUUAAAAAAUUCUUCAUCGGAGCAAACCGGAGAUUUUGAGUGGUAGGUGUUGGUAGGUGAAGAUUUUUCUUGGAUCCUAGAUCCCUGCUCUCCCCGUCGUCGCAAUUGAACGAGGAGUUGAAGAAGUUCGAGUAGAUGUCCCCGUCGAAUAGUUCGGCAAGUGGAAUUAGUGGGCAUGGAGGACCGAAUUACAUAGAGCAUCAAAUUUCCAGAAUGGAUACUCUCGCCGGCAUCGCCAUUAAGUACGGAGUCGAGGUGGCUGACAUCAAGAGGUUGAAUGGCUUGGCAGCAGAUCUUCAAAUGUUUGCUUUGAAGAAACUGAGAAUUCCUCUACCAGGAAGACAUUUACCAUCACCAAGCUUGUCUGAUGCUUCUGUCAUUACAGGAAGUGGACCUGUAAAUGAAGAACCUCUACAUUUAGGCCAACCUACUAGUAUGCUGAACUCCUUGCAAUCUCUGAGAUUGAAACCACCUAACCAGAAAGCCUCCUCUGCCAUGAGCACAUUACAAAAAUACUAUGGCCUAAAAUCUCAAACUCUCGAGCGUGCAUCUGAAGGUAUGGAGAUGGCAGUAUAUAGAACUGAAAACUCAAAUGGCAAUGAUGAUGGGUUGUUUCUCAGAACCUCUGUGCUUUCUAUGCCACCUCCGAACAUUCACCCAAAGAACAGGAAAUAUGCUGGUAGUUUCUUUCCUGAGAAUGACUCAAUAACCGAACACCUACUACUUGCAGAACCUGGAGAUGGAGAGAGUGAGAAAUCUGAUGAGAAGUUAGUUCGAAGGCGUCAAAAGACUGAAGUUGACAAUGGGAUUGGCACCCCAGAGAGAUUGUUGAAGGGCGAAAAUAGUGGUGGAGGCUAUUUUUCCGCUGCUUCAAAUGGAAAGGGUUUAGCCAUGAGGCCAAAAUCAGUUAGCAGAUCCAUGCUGCUACCAGAUACAGAUCCGGUAUGGAUAAAUUCCAUUCCAGUAGGAUUAGGAGAUGCUAUAAUUACCGAUGGCAUUUCAGAAGUUCAUAAAUCAUCAAGUACAUCAAACCUGAGAGACCAAGAUAGCAAUAAUUCAGCAUCCGUGUGGCCAACUACAAAGUGGAGUUUGAAGCCAGAUUUGCAAGCUCUCUCAAGUGUUGCAAUCUCAAAACCCCUAUUUGAUGGUCUGCCAAAUCCAAUCACAGGCCGCAGGAACAAAGCUGCUCUUGAUUAACCAUGUUCAUAACUCUGUUCAUAUUCACAUUCAUCGAACUGCUUUGAUUCUUUUCGUGUGUCCAGGAAAUUCUUUUGCGUGUAAUAUUUACAGGAGUGUAUAGGUAGCAGUGCAAAAUAAUAGAAGAUUGAUUGUCCGAGGAAGUUGACAUAAGUAAAUACUACACUAAGGUAUUUUUUUUUUUGUCAAGAUUUGAAUCAUCUGGGAAAAGGUACUGCCUACGAGAGCCUAUUUUCAGCCUGAAGUUGCAGGCUUGCAGUUUGAAGAACUUAAUUUAUUUGUACUGAAAACUAUACGAUGUCAUUAAGCUUCCAUGAGAAUAUAGCUAAAAUUUAAAUUCUUGA
Messenger RNA from Momordica charantia (bitter melon), 1764 nucleotides. RefSeq lists its product as uncharacterized. Lineage: Eukaryota; Viridiplantae; Streptophyta; Magnoliopsida; Cucurbitales; Cucurbitaceae. The record is from RefSeq and is a predicted model, not a curated record.